Molecule: messenger RNA, 2803 nt
Organism: Notolabrus celidotus (New Zealand spotty)
Lineage: Eukaryota; Metazoa; Chordata; Actinopteri; Labriformes; Labridae
Product: activin receptor type-1-like
Biological process (GO): dorsal/ventral pattern formation; heart development; BMP signaling pathway
Cellular component (GO): plasma membrane; BMP receptor complex
Molecular function (GO): transforming growth factor beta receptor activity, type I; SMAD binding; ATP binding
Source: RefSeq, a predicted model, not a curated record
UGUCGGUGUGGACAAACUCUGAAUGUGUUGUGUGAAGGAUCAUCCUGCAACAGCGGGGAGCGAUGCGUGGGCCAGCGGUGCUUCACCUCCCUCUCCAUACAGAACGGGACGUCGAUAUUUCAGAGGGGCUGCAUUGUGAGCGAUGAAGAAGGGUCUCCACGCUGCGGAAACCCACCAACACCUGAGCUGGUGGUAGUGUGCUGUUUUGGAGACUUGUGUAAACACCAACAUCUCCUUGCAGUUGCGGUGAAAGAUACGGAACCGUCUGCUGGCAGACCAGUCCUCAGGGAGCAGGAGUGUGCGUGCGAGGGCGGCGUGUGUGAGCGUGACCGUCGCUGCACGGGCCAGCACUGUUUCUCCUCUCUGAAGACGAUUGAUGGGGUGGCUGUCCAGCAGAAGGGCUGCCUGAGGGACGACGAGGAGGGCAGAGCCACCUGUGCCACGCCACCCUCAUCGGCUCGCGUUGUCAAGUGCUGCCAGGGCCAUCUGUGUAACAUGAACGUCACUGUGCAAGCUCCGGGGAAAGAGGUGGAGGGGAAGCCCUUGAUGAAAGAAGAGCACGAGUGUGUGUGUGAGGGCAGCUCAUGUGUGACAGGGAAGCGCUGCAUGGGCCACCAGUGUUUCUCCUCCUUGACGGUCAGCGGCGGCUCACUGGUGUACCAGAAAGGCUGCUUUAAGGUCUAUGAGCAGAGCACGUUGACCUAGACCCCACCUCCCAGAGACCAGAUUGUGGAGUGCUGCCACGGGCACCUUUGUAACAUGAACAGCACGGUGCAGCUUCCUGUUAAAGCUGAUGAGCCUCCCAACUACAGCGUGACCACACUGGCUUUAGUCAUCGUCGGGCCCAUCAUCGUCCUCAAUCUCUCUGCCAUCGCUAUCCUGGUGUUCAGGCGCAUCCAUCACAACCAAAUGGAGAGGCUCACAUCCCGAGAUGCAGAAUAUGGAACUAUUGACGGCCUGAUAGCGUCCAAUGUGGGGGAGAGCACUCUGGCGGAUCUGCUGGAUCAUUCCUGCACGUCAGGAAGCGGCUCCGGACUCCCUUUUCUCGUUCAAAGAACCGUUGCACGACAAAUCACACUCAAUGAGUGUGUGGGCAAGGGCCGUUACGGUGAGGUGUGGAGGGGUCAGUGGCAGGGAGAGAGUGUCGCCGUGAAAAUCUUCUCCUCCAGAGACGAGAAGUCCUGGUUCAGAGAGACGGAGAUCUACAACACAGUGCUGCUGAGACAUGAGAACAUCCUGGGCUUCAUAGCAUCAGACAUGACCUCGAGGAACUCCAGCACUCAGUUAUGGCUGAUCACUCACUUCCACGAGAUGGGCUCCUUGUAUGACUACCUUCAGCUCAGCACCCUGGAUGCAUCCGGCUGCCUCCGCAUGGCGCUCUCCAUCGCGAGCGGUCUGGCACACCUCCAUGUUGAGAUCUUCGGGACUCAGGGCAAACCGGCCAUUGCCCACCGUGAUCUGAAGAGCAAAAAUAUACUGGUUAAAAAGAACGGGCAGUGCUGCAUUGCUGACCUGGGUCUGGCAGUCAUGCAUUUUCAAGACACAAAUGAGUUAGAUGUGGGAAAUAACCCCAAAGUGGGCACAAAGCGCUACAUGGCCCCUGAAGUGCUUGAUGACUCCAUCCAGAUGGACUGCUUUGAGUCCUACAAGAGGGUGGACAUCUGGGCCCUCGGGCUCGUCCUGUGGGAGGUCGCCAGGAGAACGGUCAGCAACGGCAUCGUAGAAGACUACAAGCCACCUUUUCAUGACGUAGUCCCGACUGAUCCCAGCUUUGAGGAUAUGAAGAAGGUUGUGUGUGUGGAUCAACAAAGACCCAACAUCCCUAACAGAUGGUUUUCAGACCCAACUUUAACCUCCAUGGCUAAACUCAUGAAGGAGUGCUGGUACCAGAAUCCAUCGGCCAGAUUAACAGCGUUACGCAUCAAAAAGACUCUCACAAAGAUCGACAACUCUCUGGACAAAAUCAAAACAGACAUUUGAGCCUGCCUCGAGGAGAAGAAGAGGCGGACUACGAAAGGAGGACAUCCAGAGGGUAGAUCAUCAUAGAGGAAAUCACAAGACAAGAGACUUGAUGGAUUCAGUGCCCUUAUAGUGGCACAGACCUAUAUAUUUAUUUUAAAACACUUGGCGGGACACAUUUUGGCAUCCAAAGAUGGCUUACCGGACAUUUCUGAGACUGUCAGCGGUCUUGGAAAUAGAAAAAUAUCUAUUCAAUAAUGACAUAGGAGCUGGAUUGUUAGCAUUGUUCUUCAAGGAAGAAACUGAGCAUUUGAGUAGGCUUUGUUUUUGGUAGAACAGCAGGUUUUGUUUGACACAUUUUUUUAGUUUGAAAAUGUCUGAACAUAUUAACAGUUUAUCUAUUUAAUCGUACUGCCUUGUUUACUUGCAUUAUGGUGGAUUCAUUUGGAAAAACUUGCCAAUUCAACCUGCAUACUUUCUUAAUCGGUGAUCUCAACAAACACUAUGUUUCCUUUGUGUGUCAUGCACCUCUGUUUACAGUUCUGUAAGGUUUUCUGGGGAUCUCACCCCCACUGUAACAUUUAGUUAGCUCUUCUGGAAAUAUCAUCCAACUAAAGGUACUGCGUUGCAAACCGUUUUGUAUAUCACAAUGGAUUUUACGUUGAAUUAUGUAUCUGUUCAAUGUUUUGUUUCUUCAGCUUUACAGAGACAAAUGCUAAAAGAACAAAUAAAAUAUCUGCUAGGUGAUGCUGAACUCUAUUCCUCCAGAGGCCUGUAAGUAAGCCUGUAAAGCCUGUAUACUGUCUUAACGCGUGCAUUGUCAAGUAAAUGAAGUCAAACUUCA